CGAGCCCGGGCAGUGCUGAUGGUACCCAGUUUUUGGGCCGACGAGUGAAUAUGUUCUCUCAUUGAUACCUCUGCCACGCAGCUGCAGUUUUACUAUCACUACCGUCUGUCGUGUUACCGGACUCAGCUGGUCCGUUUGUCCCUCGUUUGUCGCGAUAAAUUUAUCGUGGAAGAUGGCUUGCAGAUUAUGCUUCAGCCUGUUAUGGGCUCUAUUGUCUUUCAUCUCGCUCCUUUCUCCAAGCCGAGCAGCACCCACAGACAUUCCGUCGGCUGCGUCGUUCUAUGUGAAACGACUGCCCGACCUGCACCAGGACGAUACGCACCCUCUGCACAUAUUCUCCGGACACAUAUCAUCCGACCCAGAUGCCGCCUCCGCGCCUCCAAAUGAUGUUACUGCACACCUUUUCUUCGUCAUGGUCAAGGCGCGGCGAACAGCCGACAAGGAGCGUAUAAUGUUCUGGUUCAACGGUGGACCCGGCUGCUCAUCAUUUGAUGGGCUCAUGAUGGAGGUUGGGCCAUGGCGUGUCGACGGAAACGGCGGUCUCAAGACAAUCGAAGGAGGAUGGGAGGAAUACACGACUAUGGUCUACGUGGACCAACCUGCGGGCACCGGCUUCUCGUAUACGUCGACUGACCAUUAUGUACACGAGUUGGACGACGCGUCGACACAACUCGUCGAGUUUCUCCGCAACUUCUACAGAGUUUUCCCAGAGUAUCAGAAUGUCGAUACAUAUUUAGGUGGCGAGAGCUUCGCUGGACAAUAUAUCCCAUACUUUGCGGAUGCGAUACUGAAAUCGAACCUGAACAUUCCACUGCGCGGAGCUGCUAUCGGCAACGGGUGGAUAGACGGGCGCCAUCAAUAUCCCUCGUUCUUGACGUAUGCCGUGAAGCAUGGCCUGGUGGAGGAGAACUCAGAGGACUAUAAGCGAGGCAAAGCCGUUACGGAUCGCUGCAUGCAGGAGAUGGCCAAAUACUCAACACCAGAGCCCGUAAAGGUCGACGUCUGCGAGUCUGUCAUGGAGCAAGUUGUCUCCGGCCGAAAGAGGAGUGUUGACGGAAAGGAGAUGUGCGUCAACAUUUACGACGUUCGCCUUGAGGAUGAGGCACCAGCGUGUGGAAUGAAUUGGCCGUCAGACCUCCCAGCCAUGUAUGAUUACCUGAAGCGUCGUGAUGUUGUGAGCGCUCUUCACGCGACUGACGCGUCACAAACAUGGACCGAAUGCAGGGGCAUAAUCCACACCGAGUUCACGACGAGGACCUCCCCAUCGUCAAUUACGGUCAUCCCUAAGGUGCUGGAGAGGAUACCGAUGAUGCUCUUUGCUGGCGACCAGGAUUUCAUCUGCAACUAUGUGGGCAUCGAGAGCUUAAUCCAAGCGAUGACAUGGAAUGGAGAGACGGGCCUCGGGACGGUGCAGACGCAGUCAUGGUCCGUCGAUAGUUCACCUGCUGGCACAUGGGUGACCUCGAGAAACCUGACCUAUGUCAAGAUUUUCAAUGCGUCGCACAUGGCUGGAUUCGACGUCCCGCAUGUGACGCAUGACAUGAUUCUGCGCUUCAUGGGCGUUGAUUUCAGCAAGAUUCUCGAGGGCUCGGCGAAGAUACCGAGCUCCGUCGGCGACGACAGCAAGCCCUUGCCGACGCUCCUUGAUGACGUACCCGUUCCAACCCCAGUACCAGCGAAAACUCCGGAGCAGGAUAAGGCUAUGUGGGAAGCAUAUUACAAUGCCGGCUCAGCAGCACUGGUUCUCGUCAUCAUCGCGGUAAUCAUCGGUGGGCUCCUCUGGUGGCGUUCACGGCGCAAUCGUAUGAAGGGGCUUCCUCUGUCGACCGCUGAGGAAAACAUUCCCUUAGCUGACAACAUGGCUGAAAGCAAUGGGCAUGGCGCUGCGGACGAAGAACAGCCGUUCCGGUCGAGGAAAGGCAAGGAGCGAGCGCAUGACGAGCCUCAUUCAGCGGCGAUCUUCAGUGUUGGAGAUAGUGAUGAUGAGGAUAUGGCGAGGAGUCCGAGGACAUAAAAUUAGGUCUUUAAGUGCUAAUUUUAUACCUUGUCAUGCUAUCCUUUUCAUGUGCUUGAUAUGAGCAACAUUCCAAUCGAGGUAUUUAUUGAAGUCAAGAGAGCAGUACAUGUACAAGCAGGAUGAUAUGCGGAGAGAUGUCAGUGUUAUGGUUUCACCGAACUGUCAACGCCACAUAGUGGCAUUACAGAGAGUAUAGGAAUAUAACACGGCAGGCCCCUCCCGCUCGACCUCCCUGACGGAAGGGAACCGGAGGGACGUGCUUG
This is a messenger RNA of Laetiporus sulphureus 93-53, 2280 nucleotides long. RefSeq names its product alpha/beta-hydrolase. The record is from RefSeq and is a predicted model, not a curated record. Gene Ontology annotation, molecular function: serine-type carboxypeptidase activity. Lineage: Eukaryota; Fungi; Basidiomycota; Agaricomycetes; Polyporales; Laetiporaceae. Bases 173 to 2014 code for a protein of 613 amino acids. The transcript is spliced from 13 exons. Gene Ontology annotation, cellular component: trans-Golgi network. Gene Ontology annotation, biological process: apoptotic process; proteolysis.